This is a messenger RNA of Leptomonas pyrrhocoris, 4042 nucleotides long. Its product is annotated as putative mitochondrial cation-transporting ATPase. NCBI's taxonomy places the organism in Eukaryota, Euglenozoa, Kinetoplastea, Trypanosomatida, Trypanosomatidae. The record is from RefSeq and is a predicted model, not a curated record. Gene Ontology annotation, cellular component: endoplasmic reticulum membrane. Gene Ontology annotation, biological process: intracellular calcium ion homeostasis. Gene Ontology annotation, molecular function: P-type ion transporter activity; ATP binding; ATP hydrolysis activity. The transcript has a single exon. Bases 305 to 4042 code for a protein of 1245 amino acids.
GAAUUGUGGGCUGCGUUCUUUUAAUUUAGUUUGAAGUUCUUUUCUCCUUCUGAGACCUUUUCUUUUUGAGAGGUUGACGGCAUAGCGUAUAGGCAUCAGGGCUUUCCAUCCGUCGAAGCUUCGUUGCCGUGGCGUGUUUGCUGACCGCCUAGUCGUUGUGAGUGCUGCCCGCGUGCUCAGCAGAGCGAUUCAGCCGCAGAGCUCUCUUCACGUGUCAUCGUAUCGCAUUGCCGUUGAUUUCCUCUUAUUUCUUUUUGUUUUGCUCUAUCAUCACUCUCGCUCUUCAGCAGACCGCAUUAUUACAAUGUCGGCCGACAACAUCAUCGCGAACACGAUGAUCAAGGAGGUGCGAUUCCUCCGUCGCCGUCCGUGGUACACGUGGGUGACGACGUGGCCCUUCAUCAUCCUCUACGUCGUCUCCAUCAGCCUGUAUCUCUACCCGGAGCUGGUCUGGGACCGCGUGAUGUACCUCGUCCACCAAACCUACAUCGACUUCUUCCACGCCAUCUGCUUCCCCGUCGUGUUCUUCCUGCACGCCUUCCUCUCCCUCUUCACCAUCUGGUCGGUGAGGUUUCGCGCCUACAUUUUGUACCGCUCGGUCCCAAUGGAGCAGCUGACGGAGGCGACGGACGUGCUUGUCGUGACACACCCGCACAAGGGCGAGUCGGAGAUUGUGCCGUUGCACCAGGAGACGGAGGACGGCCACCCGCCGUGCUUCAUCUUUCAGCAGCGCAAGUGGAAGCUGGACGAGCGCGAGGGCGUCUUUGUCAAACCACGCUUCCCGACGAAGCUCCCUUUUUCGUAUUACAUCCACUGGGAGGGGCUCAACAAGGAGGCCGACCGCGCGAAGCAGGAGGACAUCUUCGGCCUGAACAAGAUGGAGGUGGUCAUCCCCGAGUUCCAGGACCUCUUCGUCGACCACGCCCUCUCCCCAUUCUUCGUAUUCCAGAUGUUCUGCGUUCUGCUCUGGUGCCUUGACGAGUACUGGUACUACUCCCUUUUUACCGGCGUCAUGAUGGUGGGUAUGGAGUGCACGACGGUGUACCAGCGCAUACGGAACAUGCGCACGCUGCGCGACAUGGCCGAGGUGCCGGUGCGCGACAUCGAUGUGAUGCGCGGUGGCAAGCGGGUGACCAUUCGCACGGACGCCCUGCUGCCGCUGGACAUCAUGGUCGUCCCCAGCAACGCCCCCUGCCCCGUCGACGCGCUGCUGGUGAAGGGCACCGCCGUCGUGAACGAGGCGAGUCUGACGGGGGAGUCGACGCCACAGCUGAAGGAGGCCCCCGAUGACGUCGAGGUCGACCUCAGCCUCAAGAAGCACGCCCGCCACAUGCUCUUCUCCGGGACGCAGAUCCUGCUCAGCAACGGCCCCCAUGAGGCGUCCGAAGAAGGCGGCCACAACCGCGAUAAGAGCAACGCGCUGGCCGUGGUGCUCAAGACCGGCUUUGAAACGAAGCAAGGGAAGCUGCUCCGCACGAUCCUGCACAGCCAGGGCCGCGUCAGCGAGAACAGUGGCGAGGCCUUCGCCUUUAUCGGUGUCCUCGUCGUCUUCGCCCUCGCGGCCAGCGGCUACCUGCUCAAGCGCGGCCUCGCCGACCCACACCGCAGCCGCUGGAAACUCUUCCUCUCCUGCGUGCAGAUCAUCACGUCGGUCGUGCCGCCCGAGCUACCGAUGGAGCUCUCUCUGGCGGUGAACACGACGCUACUGGCGCUGACGAAGCUGCAGGUCUUCUGCACGGAGCCGUUCCGCAUCCCCUACGCGGGUAAGGUGGACACCUGCUGCUUUGACAAGACCGGGACGCUGACAACGGAUGAGAUGCUCUUUGGCGGCGUCGAUAUGAUUGAUGGGAAGGGCCUGCUGAACAAGCUCAAGGCGAUCCCGAAGCACUCGGAGAUGGUGCUCGCAACCUGCCACGCCUUGGUUUUUCUGGAUGAGGACACGCUGGCGGGGGAUGAGAUGGAGAAGGCGGCCACGGCGGCCCUGGGCUACCGCCUCGACGCGGACGACAACAUCCUCUACGACCCCAAGCCCAAGGACGAGGAGAGGACGGACCAGGCGGAGAAGCAGAAGAAGCACGGCGACGCGAAGGAGGCGAAGAAGUCGUACAAGGUGCUGCUGCGCUUCCCGUUUCUCGCGGCGCUGCGCCGCAUGGCGUGCGUCGUCUCCGCGCCGGACGGCAAGUACGUCGUGGCAAAGGGCUCGCCGGAGUCGAUCGUAGCGCUGUGCCAGUCGGUGCCGAAGGACUGCCUGAAGGUGGCGGAGGAGACGGCUGCGAAGGGCUACCGCGUCAUCGCCCUCGCCUACCGUCCGUUGAAGGACGAGGAGAAGGCGUCUCGGGAGACGAUACUGGCGCUGCGCCGCGACGACGUCGAGAAGGGCCUCCUCUUCGCCGGUCUCGCCGUCUACGUGUGCCCGCUGAAGAAGGACGCGAAGGAGACGAUUGAGAACCUGGAGGGCGGCAGCCACCGCUGUGUCAUCAUCACCGGCGACAGCGUGCAGACGGCCAUCUCCGUCGGCAAGGAUGUGACGAUGCUGCUGUGCAAGCGUCAGCUUGUCGCCAAGGAGGGCGAGGGCGGCGCGGUCGAGUGGGUGGACUCCGUGACGGGUCUGCAGCAGCCGGGGACGAAGGCGCAGAUCAUCGAAGGCACAUUUGCGCGCACGCGUAAGCAGCGGGUGCCGCGCGACGCGCAGUGGGACUUGUGCGUGAACGCCGAGACGAUCAGCCCGGACGCGCUGAACGCCAUCAUCGCGGACUACAACGAGCAGGUGACGAUUUGGGCUCGCUGCGCGCCGACGCAGAAGGAGGCCAUCGUGACCGAUCUGAAGAAGAAGGACCACAUCGUCAUGAUGGCGGGCGACGGCACGAACGAUGUCGGGGCGCUGAAGCAGGCGCACGCUGGUAUUGCCGUGCUGAACUCCGCGUCGGUGGCGCCCAAGGCUGAGCAGAAGGACCUCCAGGUUGGGCCGCAGCCGCACAACGAGCCGGAUGUACCGCCGGAGCUGAAGGUGCCGCCGAACUUCAAGUUCACUGUGGUGCCUCCCGAACUGCCGCCGACCGCGCCGUUCAUGGAUAUGAUGAAGUGGAAGAUGCUAGAGGCGAAGCGGAAGGCGGAGAUCGUGCAGGUGAAGCGCUGGAACAAGCAGCUGGAGGAUGCCGAGAAGGCAAAGGCGGAGAAGAAGGCGAAUGCGCCGCCGCCGCCGGCGAAUAUCGAGAAGUCCGACUUCUUAAUGGAGUCGCUCUUCAACGCCGACGACGAGAACAUGGGCGGUCCGCCGAUGAUCAAGCUGGGCGACGCCUCCAUUGCGGCUCCGUUCACGUGCCGCUCCAAGGCGCUCACCUCUGUCUGCGACAUUAUCCGGCUUGGCCGCACCACGCUGGUGACCACGCACAUGAUGUACAAGAUCCUUGCCCUGAACUGCCUGACGCAGGCCUACUCCAUGUCCGUGCUGCACUGCUCCGGUGUGAAGUUCGGCGAGAAGCAGAUGAUCCUGGCGGGUGUGAUUCUGUCGGUGUGCUUCCUCUUCAUGUCACGCAGCAAGCCGCUCACCCACCUGUGCCCGCAGCGUCCCGUGACGCGCGUGUUCCACCCCUACAUGGUCACCACCGUCUUCUGUCAGUUUGUGCUUCACCUCUACUGCAUGAUGCAGACCUCGUGGAUGGUGGAGGAGGUCGACAAGGCGACGAUGGCGGACAUGCGCAGCAACUUCGAGGACGCCGAGUUCAAGCCGACCCUUCUCAACUCCACCAUGUUUCUCCUGACAACGCUCAUUUCGGGUGUGACCUUCGCCGUGAACUACCGCGGGGAGCCGUUCAUGCAAGGCAUCCGCAAAAACCGUCCGAUGUUCAUCGCGCUAAUUCUGCUGGCGAUCGUCAUUCUCGCCUUCGCCUCCGAGUCGAACGAGGAGCUGAACAAGGAGUUCGAGAUCACCGUCUUCCCCACCGAGGAGUUCCGCACACGCUUUAUGCGCCUGCUCGUCCUGGACGCCAUGGGCUGCUUCGCCAUCGAGAAGGUGUCCCUGCUGCUCUUCACAGACUUUUAA